Messenger RNA from Phyllopteryx taeniolatus (common seadragon), 7971 nucleotides. RefSeq names its product lysine methyltransferase 5C (gene kmt5c). The record is from RefSeq and is a predicted model, not a curated record. Gene Ontology annotation, molecular function: protein binding; histone H4K20 methyltransferase activity. The coding region runs from base 587 to 6166 and encodes 1859 amino acids. The transcript has 10 exons. Gene Ontology annotation, cellular component: nucleus. Lineage: Eukaryota; Metazoa; Chordata; Actinopteri; Syngnathiformes; Syngnathidae.
UUUUUUUUGAAGCGAUUCAAACUGACGAAGCUUGUUUUAGCUGGCCUACUACAGACACAAAACAACAAACACAACUCACUGUGUACAUUUGCCAAGUGAAUCGCGGAUAUAUGCACGCCGCGUUGCCGUUACAUUCCAGAAGUGUUAGUAUAAUCUGGGGCGGAAAGCUAGCCUGCUAGCUCGCUCGUUAGCAUGUUGCUAGGCUAGCUGCCCAGGCGAAGUCCUUUUUGGGAUCUUACUCCUUCACCUGACGCUCCUAAUUUUGUUGACCAGAAAAGACUCCCAGGUACCUUAAAUAAUGGCAAAUGGUUUGAGACCAGAACAAAGGAAGUGGAAAGAUGCAAAAAAAAAAAAAAAAGAAAUGAAAGCAGGUCUGAGUUGGAAGGAAGAAAAGCAGGUUCAAGUGAUGUAAGGAUGCGUGAGUAAACGAACAGGUGUGAAGGAACAAAGGCACAGGAGUAGGAAUAAGCGACUGAAAGAUGGAAGGAUGCAUGAUUAAAAAGGUCAGAGGGAAGGAAGGAUGGAGGGCAGAAAGGAAAAGAUCGCUAAAUGCAACCGCAGGUUUGCAUGCUGAUGGUGGGAGGCGAUGGACUGCUGCACUAGAAUGAGUGUGAAGGAGCUGUGUGAGACUGAUGACCUGGCCACCAGCCUGGUGCUGGACCCUCUCCUGGGCUUCAGCACCCAUAAAAUGAACAUCAGCCCCCAGCCUGAGGUGCGUCGCUGGGGCAACCUGAAGGAGACGCUGCUACGCUUCCAACGCACGCACGACUUCAAUGCCACCUUUGAAGCGCUGACGGUGGGCGAGCUGGCGGGCGACUACUUCAACGCUUUGGGGAUCCACCGACAGGAGCUACUGAGGCAGCACGUGUACCGCUACCUCAGUGCCUUCUUAUUAGACAGUGGCGUCAAGAUCGAGUCAUGUGACCGCUACUCCUCGGAGACCAACGGAGCCAAGAUUACCUCCACCAGGCACUGGUUCGCAGGGGAGCGCGUGGAGGUCCUUCUGGGCUGCAUCGCUGAGCUGAGUCCGGCCGACAGCGCCGUGCUGCGGGCCGGUGUAAACGACUUCAGCGUCAUGUACUCCACGCGCAAACGCUGCGCUCAGCUCUGGCUCGGACCCGCCGCCUUCAUCAACCACGACUGCAAACCAAACUGCAAGUUUGUCCCUGGUGAGAAGAAUGGUGCUUGUGUCGAGGUGAUUCGACCUAUCUCGCCCGGGGAGGAGAUCACGUGCUACUACGGUGCUAGCUUCUUCGGCGAGGGCAAUGAAAUGUGCGAGUGCUGCACCUGCGAGAGGAAAGGGGAAGGUCACUUUAAACACAGAGGGAAGCAGCCGGAAUGUGAGGAAACAAAAGACCUCGUGGGCCAGAAGUACCGCCUACGGGAGCGCUACCUUCGCCACCAGCGAGAGAAGGGACACAUAAGUGCCAGGCCAAUUAUCGCUGGAUUACAUUCAGCAAUCCCCUCGAGGAACUCCUUCACCCAUCAGAUGCGUAGGAACGCCCUGAAGAACCGAAAGUGGAACCAGACAAAUAAGUGGAGGCUACAGAACCACAGGCUCUCGAGACCCUCUGAAGUCGGUCGGACCAGGAAAGAGCGACAGGCACUGCCGCUCCCGUCGCAGUGCGUGAUCCGGGAUCUGAAGAUCAGGGUGCGGCGCCACACGCUGGACUUUCUGCUGGUCUGCAAGGAUCCCAAAAGCAAGGAAAGGGCCCUACUGCAGCAACUUGAGGUGGUGAAGCCAAAGACGACCCCCAACGUGAAGCGUUUCCCCCUUGGCCCGCUGCGUAAGAACAGAGGAUGGAUCGGCCCCGAUGGGAAGUCUGUCAGAGGAAUUCCCUUGAGGAGCUCGUCCAGAACCAGGAGCGCGGACAGGGUCAACUCGGACAAAACUGCCAUCACAAUAAAGCAGGAGAGUACUGAGCAAGAAAACUCAGAGCCUGCUGUCUGUCAGAUUGUCCCGGACUCUUGUAAGAAAGCUUCAGACAAUCCGGUUCUAUCACUCAAGCAGUACCUGACCGUCCGCCUCACUAGAAUUUCAGCGCCUUACAGAGAGGCACCGGGAACGACCGUUGACGAACGGGACAUAAGGGAGGAGCUGAGAGGAAAGAUGAGACAGAUUCAGGGCCUCAGACCACUGAGCACACAGAAGUCCCAGCUGAGGCAGGGACCGCCACCCCCAAUUCUGCCAGGCCCUUGCGCCGCUGAAGCUCCCAGAGGAGUGCGAGAAAUGUUCUUCAAGGCCGUCGAUAAGGGAACAAUAGAGAAGCGGCACGCCUUGAAUGGGACGGCGGACGACUCUACCCAGCUCGAGGAAGGAGGGAAGAACAAGGUCAUUGAAAUCCAGACUGUGGCGGAAGAAGAAACGGGACCAGAUAAAGUCAAACCUCAAGAGCACAGAGAGAAGAGAAAGUGCGCCGCUGUUGAAUGUAAUGCUGCUCCCAGUGCAAAAAUGAACAGACAGAAUAACUCGCAGGGGGUUAAAGCUCCUAAUUCAUGCGAAGUUGUUUCAGAACCGUCAGCUCAUACCCCAAGUAAACCAGUACACAAUCCAGGCAAUGAUAUAGUCAUAAAGCAGGCCAAGGUCCUCCUUUCUGAUUUUUUAAAGAAAGAUAAUGCCUCGGUAGACGAGCAACCACAGGGUGGUAGUUGUCCCUCAUAUCCGAAAGAACGUCACGCUGGCAGCUGUGUGGCAACGAGAGGGAAUGUUGGACGGCGGCAGAAGAUCCACAGUCAAGUGAAGACGAAAGCCGAGCUGAAGUCAAAUAGCACAGACGCCAGUUUAGUCAUCUCAGCGCAAAAUCUGAACAAGCUCGGCCACCCAGCGGCUGCCCACCUCGACCCGGUACCUCUCGAGUCGCACAUUUCAGCCAACACGCGUCAGACCCCUCAGCACCUUGACGCCAUGCAGUCCAACAUACCUCUGAAGAAACGGACAUUCCGCAGUGCUGUGGAGCCGGAACCAUGCGCGACUGCUACCUUUGUCACAAACCGGAAAGAAGUUUCCGGAUUGUCCACAAGGCAGGAACCGAUUCGUCAUACAGAAAAGAAUGUCAAACGAGACAGACAAAGCAAAGUGAUGCGAGCAAAAGUCCAGCGCUUGAGCUCCAGAAGGAUCACGAGGCAAAACUACGUGAGCAGGGUUCUUCGGCCCAGAGUUACUGACGCUCCUCAGAGUCAUCUGAGGAAAGUUUGCAAGUUUAAAUCCGAGAGGCGAGAUGAAGAUGACAACCAAGAGACUGUUCAGCUUGGUAGGAACCGUCAGAUGAAGGAUGAGCAAGAGAAAGACUCUGUGAUGAAAACGUCAGCCUUGGAACUAAGCGACGUUGAGGAGACUAAGCCAGACCUCAACUUCAGGAUCCGUUUCAAGCGCAGGAGAGGGAAAGUGUGGGAGAUGCAGAGCAACGGCUUGGGGGGUAUGAUUUUCAAAACGGAAAAGAGGGAGGAACUCGACAAUGAUCCGCUCAAGGCCAUCAUGGAUUCAGUGUCUGUGUUGAGCAUGGAGAUGCAGGCGGCUCAAGCUCAUGUGCAGGCCAGUAAGAAGUCCAAGAGCAGACUGCUUCGCUUGAAAAAAAGGGGCGAGAGGAAGAAUGCGUCCACCAAGUCAGAGCUGGGCGGAGAAGACCGUAAAGAAAAACCGGACGGGGCGAUUCCUUCUGGUACUAGCCUGCCACGGGACAAAGUCCAGAACGCAGCAUCAUCUUUUGUCCAAGGAACAAAAAUGGAAGAUCAGUUCACAAGAAGCUGUUGCCUCUUUGAAAGUGGGUUGCAGCAGAAACUGGAGUCCAACUUGGAUUUCAAUGGUAUUCCUCUGCCUAUCCUCAAACUGCGCCGAAAGGUGGAGGACAUCUGGGAGGUGGAUGGCGAGGAUGAGGAGCAGAACCAUCCCAAAGUUAAAACGGAGACACCGGUAAAGAGAGAGCUUCGAGGUCCUGCUUUAGCCAAGCAAACGCCAGGACUGCUGGACUUGAGCAAGGUCCGAGAGGAGCCACCGCUAGUGAGUCAGAAGUUGAACAGUAAUUCAUUGCUCCUGAAAACCGAAGCACCGCAGAUGUCUUUGUCGCUGUCGCCGCUUUCCUUGUCUUCCCCAGUAAACGAGAACCCGGAGAGCAUGGCAGUAGCGAAUGUGUUCGCAGAGAGACAGGAAGUCAGCAGCGGUGGAAGCAGGAAGCAGCGGCACAAAAUGGCGUCCAAGUGUGGUCACGCGGAGGCGCCCACGAGCUGCCUUAGUCAGUCCCUCCAGCAGAUUGACAACAGCCUCUCCAGGCUCUCGGAGGGUCUGUGCUCAUCGCAGAUUCUGGAAAAGACAGCCGCCUUGACCGGAAUUCCCAGUUCCAUCAUCCAGCCCCCACCCCAGUCUCCUCCAUUCCCCACUGCGGAAAACAUUCUACCGGGCGAGCCCAACUUUGCAAACUGCUGUGAUGAUAUCCUGGACUUCCAGUGUCUCAACUUUGAGGGCUACGAUCAGCCACAGAACAUCCUCCCCUCAUCGCCAUCUGAUCUGUGUUCACUGGACCCCCCCACUGAUCCCUUCAGUAGCCCCCUCUCGCACAGCCCCUCCGACACAUGGACCACCGAGACGCCCUACCUCGGCCCCCCAAGUCCUGGGAAUAACUUCACCGGUGAUGAUCUCCAGUUCUUCCCUGGUCUACUCUCAUCCAAAAACGAGUCGGUUUCUCUGGACUGUGAGGCAAAGAACAACCCCUCCUGCAGAAUCCCGCCACAAGCCAGUUAUAGUUUUUCAUCGCUCACCAAUCCCGAACUGGUGCCGAAGGAACGUCUUCUUAGCAAAAUUCCCGGAAUGAGGCUGUCCAGAGAGGACUUAAAAGGUCAUUUUGCCUCCGUGGUGAGCAAACCUCGCCUAUUUGGCUCUUCUGCCGCCAUGUCUCAGAAUCCUCUUCCUUUAGUCCAGUCCGCCCUGAACGUCAAACCGAGUAGCAGUCAGUCAAAAGCCACAUCCCACCUCAAAACACAUGGACCCUUCCACCGCAUGAGCAUUCCCAAACAACCUCAGUCUUUUCCUUACUCCCAGCCUAGCGCACAGCGAGGCGUCCACCAGACAAAGCCCGUCCUUUCGUCUCCAAUAGCCAACAAGUUCCUUAAUCCUCAACUCUUCACCGGAAGAAAUCCAAACCCCCCUGACAAUCCCUUCAACUCCCAGGAGAAGUCCUCCACUGUCAUCCACAGGGUUCUGAAGUUUCAAGGCGCCAACCCGAGCCAGAACUUGUACUGUGCUCCCUCCAAAGACCAUGUGGUUGCCAGCAGCCAUUCCAUGACCAAAACAUUUGGAACAAAAUCCAUGGAUACGAGUCACGAGGACCAGGAGACUCACCCCAAAGGUAAUGCUUCUGCUCAGAAUGUCAGCUAUUUCGCUCCCUCUUCCAACCCCGGCAGGCCCGGCAUCCAUUUAAACAAACACAGUUUGUCUUCGCACCUGUCGUUCAGCCGAAGUAAAACGGCCUCCGAAAAGCAGGACGACGCCACGGUGAUGUACAAAAACUUCUCUGCCCUGCCCAGACCUUUCUUCUUCCCCAGUAAAGACGGUUAUUCCUCCCCACAGGAGAAGCCCUCCAAACACGACAAAUCCGCUCCGCUGGGCUCGGACAAGAACCAGCCGUGUUACCCUCAGCAGGAUCUGUUUGAUUUCAGCUUUGCCUCCUCGCUUUCUCCAAUGCCGCAUCACAGCAGUCCUCAAGUAGUCCACAGCACGCCGCCUGGCACUCCGGCGCCAGCAAACAAGACCCACCCGGUGGCCUCCUUCCCUUACGGCCCACAGGGACCCCCUUAUGUACUGAACUUCAGCGGCGACCACUCGUUGACGCUGGGACUUAGGGAUGGGCCCGAAGGUUACUCAGGACUCGGCCCGACAAACUACACCUACCACUGCCUGAUGGAACCAUCGGGCACGCAGGGGCGGCUGGUCCUGGAGCCAUGCGGUUCUCAGUCCAUCCCGCCCUCAUUUUCCGUGGGUGGCUUCUCGGGACACAAAGGGGGUCCGGAGGAACACUUUAAGAAGGACACGCACCACCAGAACCAGCCGGGCGACCAUCAGGACAUACCGCACUAUGGACCAACCUCUCACUCCAUGGGAUCUACCAAGCCCAAGCGGGUUAGGCUGGUGGUGACGGACGGAACCGUGGACUUGGACCUCCAAUACUCCGACUGAGCCACUGGAAUAGGCCUAGAAAUUUUUGUAAAACUAUUUUGAGGGACUACGUUUUCCGUCAUUAUAAUGAGCCCAGAAGAGAUGUUCAUUCGAUGACCAAAUUGAUGAGUACUUGUAUUGGCGACCACUCUUUGGAAGUCGCCGAUGGCGACAUGUUAGCCUCACCACGGUGUAGGGAGGCAUGCUACUGGUGUGCUGAGUUUUUAACGGGCAGCUUCGUGCCUCGGUCUUUCCUAUUAGACUUUUUGAAACCUGCCUUUUAUACCCACCAUAUUCUCCUUUCUCACUGUUUGUACGCGUGCGAAGUGUUUUCUUUUGUAGUUUAGCGGUCACCACUGGCUACUGUGUCCCGUCACGUCUCAUUGUUGACCCUCAGAACUUUGUUUGUCACCCAAACGCGACCUAAAAUUCAAGUCAAGUUCAGUCGAAAAGUCUCGACAAUGUGGUAGCAACAUCCGUAACAAGGUGAGACUUUUUGCGUAUCACUGUUCGGUGUGAAAGGUACAGAUUGGGGGGGGGGGGGGGGGGGGUUGAAGUUGACCCCCUUCAAAUUUUCACCGACGUAUCAGAGGCAGGGAUGGCGACUGUGUGUAAAUGAGUAGGCGACAGCUGGGAUGGGGGUGUGACGUUUUACAACAAACACUAGCUUGCGCCACCCAGUUGUGUUCAAAGCAAUCCGCUAUAUGCGCAAUGUCACUUGAUCAACACGGAACAUGGAUGAGCUGAUGCCAGCGUCCCAAGUGAGCGUCGAGUGGUAUCAUGGGCACAACAGGGGCAGGCACCGUAGAGGCAACUUGUGGGAAAGGGGUAAGUGGUCUUUUAGCACGGGGUGUGACGUUAAAAACCCAACACUGACUUUUCCAGGCUUGUUUUGGUGAGAGCAAUCAUUGCUGCGCGACCACUAUUUUAAGUAAAUUUGAAAUCUCACACCGCCUGUCCCAAUUUUCUGCCACCCGUUUUUUUCAUAGCUGCUACCCCGCCUCUAGCCCCUUUCACAUCAAUUUCCACAACACGCAACAAAGCGGUCUUUCAAAGCGGUUUUGCCGGCUUUUUGACGCAGGAGCAUAGCUAUCCAACUCCAGUGAGCUCUGGUGCAAAAAGGUGCUUUGGUUCAGUUUCUGAUGCGCCAGCUUUUCAGAACUGUACGAAAGAGACUCGUGAUGAUAAGCCCAAACAACAGUGAUCAACGUAUAACGUACCACGUAACACUUAACUAUGCUAAUAAUCAGCCUUUCUGACAAUUCAAUGAAAUUGAAAACACUUUGGAGGGUCCCCUGUCAUCCACAGGAAAGCAAAUAACUUGUUUUGAAGAACAAACGGUGACAAUCUUUCCACUCCUUGUUUGUCGUCAUCUUUUCAAACAUCCACUGAGGGCGACGUGUGCUCGUCGCAUGUGUUGUCGUCUGUCGUCGUUGUCGUGUUUCCAUGGCAGCCUUCCAUCCCAGUGUACUGUCGUGUAUUUAUUUUCAAGCUUCUUGGCCUCCUCCUGGUCCCAGUUUUGAAACUAAAUGGUGCUUGAACCUAAUUUAUACUUCACCUCGAUUGUUGAUAGGAGUAAAUGUUUUGCGGUUAUUUAACGGGACAAAAAAACCUUACUGAGCUGAAUAUAUAGAUAUAUAAUUAUAUAUUAUAUGACUUGUAUUUAAUUUCUCACCCGCUGUUGUAAAACUUUAAAUUAGGUUGCCUCCCCUUUCCUCUUUUAAAAAGUGUUAGUCUUACUAAAAAAAAAAAAAGAAAAAAAAAAAGUUUGCUGUAGAAAUGUACAAAAUGUAGCUUGUAUUAUUAAAGACUUACUCCUUUUCAUA